Molecule: messenger RNA, 495 nt
Organism: Malania oleifera
Lineage: Eukaryota; Viridiplantae; Streptophyta; Magnoliopsida; Santalales; Ximeniaceae
Exons: 2
Coding region: 1-495 (164 amino acids)
Source: RefSeq, a predicted model, not a curated record
AUGGUUGAGAUUGCCCAGAGCUCCAAGGAGCAGGGAGGUUCAUCUAUAGCUCAGGGGUGUACGAUAGAAAAAUUUAUGAAAAUGAACCCACCAGCAUUUUCAGGAGCGAUUGAUCCUACAGUUGCGGAGAACUGGAUGCAGGAAAUAGAGAACAUUUUGACGGUUCUUCACUACACCAAUGAGCAGAGGGUACUCUAUGCCACAUACUAUCUUGCCUCGUUUAGAGAGGCUAAAGUACAGGAAUUUCUGAGCUUAUCCGAGGGAUUGAUGACAGUCCAGCAGUACGCAGUGAAAUUUAUCCAGUUGUCGUGUUUCUACCCUUAUAUUUUUCUAGAUGAAGCUAAGAAGGUCAGGAUGGUUGAGAGGAAUCUGAAGCAGGAUAUUUAUAGACAGGUGGCAAUACUGAAGAUACAGGAUUUUUCAAAGCUGGUUAACAGGGCCAUAAUAGCAGAGGAGGGUUUGUCGAGAGAGACUGAGAUACAGAUUCAGAAGUAG